AUAAUAAUUCAAGAUAUUAGAGAUGUUGUCAUGUUUACAAUACCUAAAAAUCAGCUAUCUAAAGAAAAUAUUCAAUAUUUUCAUUGUCGUUCAAUGGACUCUCUUUUGAGAUCUCUAAUUAUAUACUUUCAAUAUUUUAUGCAGGUUUGGGAGGAUUUAAUAGCUAGUAAAAAGGAAGCAGAAACAAAACUAUUUCAGCCGAGUAUAAUCGAUAAAGAAAAUAAGAUUCAUGAUGAAUUGGCUGAUUUACGAGCAAUGGUAUCCAAAGCAUAUUUUAAUUUUCUAAUUGGUGCAGCUGAUACAAAAUCUUAUCAUCAUAUAAAAUCAAAUAAAUCUGGUGUAUCUGCUGGUGAAAAAGAUGUACGUUUCGUUGAAUUUCUAUAUCAAGUAUGUGUACGUGUGGUUUGGAUUGCAUUAUUACGGCGAAAUCGAAGUUUAAUUGAAAUGGAAUUAAAUCGAAUGUUACGUUCAGAUACAUAUAAUCAUGUAGCGCGUACCCCAUCUGGAAAUAAUACUACACCACUGUUAAAAGAAUUCAAUCGAGUUUUGUAUGGUAAAUGUAAUGAGAAUGAAAAAAAAUUGCUGCAAAGAUCUAAUGUUGGCAAAGAAAUAUUUAAUGGAGAUCAUGAUUACAGAAUGUUGGCUAUUGGCAAUAAUACUUUGGAAAAUGUUGAUGAAAGAAUCAAAUAUUUGGAAAUAGCCUAUUCUACUCCUGAAGAAAAUCUACUUGAAUUAAAUGUACCUGUUGGUAUAUUAGGAUAUCCUCGUUCAGAUUUUGAUGAAAUGCUAACCCUUCGUUUUGCGCGAAAUGAUGAUGGUAGUGUUAAAGUUUGGCCCAAAAUGGUACUACCGGAGAAAUCAAGAACAAGAUUUAAAACUGAUUCAAAAAUAAAUCAAUUCCAAUUUCCAAACACACCAAGCAAUAUGCAAAGUCAAAUACGAGUGCAACAGUGUAAAAAAUGGAUUGAAUAUUUAUCAUCGAUGCCUAAAGGUUAUAGUACUAUUGAUCAAAAUGCUUACACUCUGUCUAUGUCCACGCGAUAAUAAUACAA
Molecule: messenger RNA, 1052 nt
Organism: Chrysoperla carnea
Lineage: Eukaryota; Metazoa; Arthropoda; Insecta; Neuroptera; Chrysopidae
Product: protein phosphatase 1 regulatory subunit 36-like
Exons: 4
Biological process (GO): negative regulation of phosphatase activity
Molecular function (GO): phosphatase binding
Source: RefSeq, a predicted model, not a curated record